AUGCAUUUUCUACUAUCCUUUCUGUUCCUACUAUCCCUCGGUUGCGGGGUGCUCGCAGCACCCGCGCCGCGACAAGCUCAACCUCAAAGCCGGUCCUUCAAGGUUGAGCGAGUAAAGCGCGGCAACACCAUCAACGGCCCCAGUGCUCUGCGCAAAGCAUACCGGAAAUACGGCAUCGUCCCGACAUCCUUUGGGGUUGACCUGUCAGAUUUCGAGCCUCUCGACAAGACCCUUGACUCCGGUGCCAAUGUGUUUCUGGCCGAUGGUAAAGAGUUGGACCAGACGGGCGCCGUCAGCGCGGCCUCCGUGCAGAACGAUGCGGCCUUCGUCAGCCCUGUGACGGUUGGCGGGCAGAAGCUUGUUCUGAACUUCGACACUGGCUCGGCGGAUUUCUGGGUGAUGAAUUCCGAGCUCCCAAUGAACGCUCAGUCGGGACACACUAUCUUCAAUCCCGCGAAUUCGACGACUUUCAAGAAGAUGGAGGGUGCUACCUUUGAGAUCACGUACGGCGACCAGUCGUUUGCUACCGGAGGCGUGGGUACCGAUACGGUCGACAUUGGCGGUGCUGUAGUGAAGAAUCAGGCCAUCGGUCUCCCGAACAGCGUAUCCAAGUCUUUCAUUGAGGAUACCUACUCAAACGGCUUGGUUGGGCUGGGAUUCUCGUCUCUCAAUACGGUCCAGCCUCGCAAGCAGAAGACUUUCCUCGACAACAUCGCGGGGAGCCUGGACGAGCCUGUUCUGACGGCGCAGCUGAAGAGUGACGGCGUGGGCGAGUAUGAGUUUGGUGUCAUCGAUCAUGCCAAGUACCAGGGUGAUAUGAUCAACGUGACCGUGAACCCGUCGAAUGGGUUUUGGCAGUUCGAAUCGGCUUAUUUCAAGGUUGGAAAAGGAUCCCUUCAGACGCUGAAAGGCACGCCCACUGCCAUCGCCGACACUGGCACAUCUCUGAUGCUGCUUAGUGAUGUCGUGGUGGACUCCUUCUACGCCCAGGUACCAGGCGCACAGUUUAACAGCGGUGCCGGCGGAUACAUUUAUCCUUGUGGGACAGAGCUCCCCAGUCUCGCGGUGGCUGUAGGUGCGAAGCACUUGGCGACAGUCCCUGGUACGUAUCUCAACUUUGCGCAGGUUGGUACCAAUACGACCACAGGAAAGGCUGUAUGUUACGGCGGUGUCCAGUCCAACCAGGGUUCUUCUCUGCAGAUUCUCGGAGACUCGUUUUUGAAGGCAUUCUUCGUUGUUUUCGACAUGCGUGGACCAUCCAUCGGGCUUGCAUCGCCCGUAUGA
Messenger RNA from Aspergillus clavatus NRRL 1, 1284 nucleotides. Its product is annotated as pepsin-like aspartic protease. Gene Ontology annotation, molecular function: aspartic-type endopeptidase activity. Gene Ontology annotation, biological process: proteolysis. The transcript has 3 exons. NCBI's taxonomy places the organism in Eukaryota, Fungi, Ascomycota, Eurotiomycetes, Eurotiales, Aspergillaceae. The record is from RefSeq and is a predicted model, not a curated record. The coding region runs from base 1 to 1284 and encodes 427 amino acids.